GUAACCGUUAAAGCGAUUGGUUGGUUCGGUUUUCGGAAAAAAUUAUUUAAGCUAUUUUUUAUGCCUAAAGGAUUACUUAAAAAAAAAUAAAAGUUAAUUCUUUCCACAUUCCAGUAAAAAACAUAAUAACAAUGACACCUCAUGAAAAUAGGGCGUACAUAGAUGAUGAAGGUUUAGAAAGAAGAUAUAAAGAAGUCUCACCUGUACCCAUACGGUAUACAGGGAAUAACACUGUGCAAACUGUAACAGAAUCCGCACAUUCAUCAAAUAGUACAGAAAAUUUGCCCGAGAAACCGAAACAUUUAGAACGUGAUUUGUGGGGAAAAGAAAUUGAAUUUUUGUUGUCAUGUAUAGCAAUGUCAGUUGGCUUAGGAAAUGUGUGGCGUUUUCCAUUUACUGCGUUAGAAAAUGGUGGUGGUGCGUUUUUAAUACCAUACUUGAUUGUAUUAUUCAUAGUAGGAAAACCAAUUUAUUAUAUGGAAAUGAUAAUUGGACAAUUCUCAAGUCGGGGUGCUGCUAAAGUUUAUGAUUUAUGUCCUGCUAUGAGAGGUGUUGGUGUUGGUCAACUAUUUGGUGUAUUUCUUUUAUCAACAUAUUAUGCGUCAUUAAUGAGUAUAAUUUUACAUUAUUUUGUGCAAUCAUUCAUGGAUCCAUUACCAUGGGCUAAAUGCAAUAUAAAUUGGAAAGAACCAUGUUUAAAUUCUUCAGUCGUAAAUGAUGAUGAUAUUAAAACUGAUUUUUUAAUUUCAGUUUAUUCAGUUUCAAAUUCAUUUAACGAAAAUCGCAUAUUUACAAGUUCUGAAUUAUAUUAUCAGAAAGAAGUUUUACAUGAGUAUGAUAAUAUUAAUAAUGGUAUUGGUUUACCAAAUUGGCAACUAGUAAUUGGUUUAUUAGUUUCGUGGAUAUUGAUUUAUGUUGUUAUUGUAAGAGGAGUUAAAAGUUCUGGGAAAGCAUCAUACUUUUUAGCUAUUUUUCCAUACAUAGUUCUUUUAAUUUUAUUAAUAAGAGCUGUAACUUUGCCAGGAUCUGGAGCUGGAAUGUUAUACUUUAUUAAACCGCAGUGGGAUCAAUUGUUAAAUCCAAAGGUAUGGUAUUCAGCUGUUACACAGGUGUUUUUUUCGUUAUCUGUCUGCUUUGGUAACAUAAUCAUGUAUGCUUCUUAUAAUAAAUUUGGUCAUAAUGUCUAUAGGGACGCCACUAUAGUUACACUUCUAGAUACAUUUACAUCUCUUUUAGCCGGAUUUACGAUUUUUGGAAUUCUUGGUCAUCUGGCACACGAAAUUAAUACUGACGAUAUUGGAAGUGUUGUAAAAGGGGGAGCUGGAUUAGCUUUUAUUUCUUAUCCCGAUGCAAUUGCCAAAUUUGAAUAUUUACCCCAAGCUUUUUCGGUUUUAUUUUUUGCAAUGUUAUUUGUACUUGGUGUUGGAAGCAAUAUAGCUAUGACAUCUUGCACAAUGACAGCUAUACGCGACAGAUAUCCAACAUUUAAAACAUGGAAAUGCGCUUUAUUAAUUGCAGUAGUUAGCUUCUGUUGUGGAUUAGUAUAUUUAACACCGGGAGGGCAAUUCAUUUUGAAUUUAGUUGAUUAUUUUGGUGCAUCCAUGAUAUGUUUAGUUUUGGGUAUCAUGGAACUUAUAGUAUUAGGUUGGGUUUAUGGUGUUGACAGGCUUUGCAAAGAUACAGAAUUUAUGAUUGGAAAAAAUCCUGGACUUUAUUGGAGAAUUUGUUGGGGCUUUCUAACACCAGCAAUAAUGCUAGCUAUUUUAAUAUAUACUUUUGCAUCCUAUUCACCAAUUGAAUAUAAAGAUAUCAAAUACCCGGAAUGGGCUUAUGCACUCGGUUGGACAAUUUCUGCUAUUGGAAUUAUGCAAGUACCAAUUUGGAUCGUAGUAGCUGUUAUUAAACAACCCGGUGAAACAUUUCUGGAUAAAUUCAUGGGGUCUUUCAGACCAAAAAGUGAUUGGGGUCCAACUGAUCAUAUAUUAAGGGAACAAUACCAUAAAUUCAUAGCAUUAGACGAGGAAAAUAUUUUUAAAAAUCAAGGCUUUUUGUAUAGUAUUCAAAGAAAUAUUUUUGGAUAAAGUAUAAAUUAUAAAGAUAUUAUAUAUUUAAGCCUAUUUUUGAAAUAACUACUUUUACUAUAAGAAUUAGUUAAGAAAAUAGAUUAGAAAUAAGUUUUGUACACGAAAUACGAGAUAAUUUUAUAAAAAAAUAAUGUGAUGCUAAUAUUCUUCUUAAUUAAUUUUUAAGGUAGGUCAAAAACGCAAAUCUAUGUUUGCAAGUAUGUAAAAAUGCAGAAUAACAUCUUAUGAAAUUUUCGUAUUUUUGAUAUUUAACAAAAAGUUUUGUUUUUCUUAGAAGCCAUUUGACACCCACAUUUUAAAAUGUUAAUUUGAAAAUUAAGAAUAUUGUGAUCUUAAAUCAAAGAUUUGUUAAUUAAAAAUAAUGAUUAUAUAGCAUGUGUAAGAUUUUUCAAAAUGUAGUGUAACAAAAAUAUAGUUGCAUAUAAUAUAUCGCAUUUAUUCUUUACAUAAAAUAUAAUAGUGUGUUCUUUAAUGUAAUAUAAGUUGUCUUGUACACACAUAUUGGUAAUUAAAUUCUUAGGUAAAAUACAUAUGUACUUACAUAUUGUGUAUGGACGUUUUUAAUUUAAAGCAAGUUGUCAAAUAUUUUAAAUACAAAAUAUUAACUACAGAUAACUAUAUGUAUAUGA
Messenger RNA from Condylostylus longicornis, 2713 nucleotides. RefSeq names its product sodium-dependent nutrient amino acid transporter 1-like. Gene Ontology annotation, cellular component: membrane. NCBI's taxonomy places the organism in Eukaryota, Metazoa, Arthropoda, Insecta, Diptera, Dolichopodidae. The record is from RefSeq and is a predicted model, not a curated record. Gene Ontology annotation, molecular function: L-amino acid transmembrane transporter activity. The coding region runs from base 132 to 2081 and encodes 649 amino acids. Gene Ontology annotation, biological process: sodium ion transmembrane transport. The transcript has 10 exons.